Nanorana parkeri is the source of this 894-nucleotide messenger RNA. RefSeq names its product olfactory receptor 5V1-like. The coding region runs from base 1 to 894 and encodes 297 amino acids. The record is from RefSeq and is a predicted model, not a curated record. NCBI's taxonomy places the organism in Eukaryota, Metazoa, Chordata, Amphibia, Anura, Dicroglossidae. Gene Ontology annotation, biological process: G protein-coupled receptor signaling pathway. Gene Ontology annotation, molecular function: G protein-coupled receptor activity; olfactory receptor activity. The transcript has a single exon. Gene Ontology annotation, cellular component: membrane.
AUGUCCGGACAUUCUCAGCUUGUGAUCUUCACAGUUAUAUUUUUGAUGUAUUCAUUGACUGUAUUGGGGAAUGUUAUUAUCAUUAGUCUCAUAUGUCUGAUAUCUCACCUUCACACCCCCAUGUAUUUUUUCCUGUGUAAUCUCUCCGUCCAGGACAUCAUUUAUGUCUCAGACACUCUUCCUAAAUUUUUAGCCAUCACACAAUCCGGUGAUGACACAAUCACUUUCCCGGCAUGCUUCACCCAGCUGUUUAUUUUUGUAUUUUGUAUUGGAACAGAAUUCUUUCUAUUAACAUCCAUGGCUUAUGACCGAUAUAUCGCCAUUUGCGUUCCUCUACAUUACGCGGUUGUAAUGAAAAAAAUCGUUUGCAUUCUGCUGGCUGCCGCUUCUUGGUUUGUGGGGUUCUUGAACGCUCUGACGCAGUCUCUCAUAUUGUCGCGCGCGGAAUUCUGCCAUUCCCACAAUAUUAAUCAUUUUUAUUGCGAUUUGAAGAUCAUGAUAAAACUGGCCAGCAGUGACACCUCAAUCAUCCAAAAGUAUCUCUUAGCCAUUAUUGUUGUUUUGGGGUUUUUACCUUUUGUCUUGAUUUUGACUUCCUACAUCUGCAUCAUCUCCACCAUCGCAAAGAUACGGAGCUCAGAAGGAAGAGUCAAAGCUUUCUCCUGCUGCUCCUCCCAUGUCACCACUGUGAUAUUGUUUUAUGGCGGAGUGCUUGGCACCUAUACAGUCCUCGAGUCGGAACAUUCUCAGGAACAGGAGAAAUUGCUCGCCUUACUAUACACAGCUCUGGUCCCAUUUUUAAACCCCCUGGUCUACACCUUAAGAAACAAAGAGGUGUUGAGAGCAAUGAUGCACGUGAAGGAAAAAUAUUUGAGGUUCUGGAUCUUAACUUGA